UUGUACAAAUUGUACGUGUCUAAUGCGUCACUCGCAAUAUUUGAGUCAACCGAGUUUUAAGUAUAUAUAUAUUGCUAUUUUCAUGUUUUUAGAUUAGUCAGAUUGAAAUUUUGUUUUGUUUAAAAUGGAUUCAUCUUCACGCGAAUCAUCAGUGGAAUUGGAAAUUGUAGAGGACGAAUUGCUCGACGAAGUGUUUUGUAUGAACAAUAAAGAAAUUGUCGAAUCUAAGCAAAAUGACACAAAAAAGGAGGGCGAGAACAGUCCUUGGUACGAAGAUGAAGAAGACACAGAUGUUUACAAGAAGAACUAUGAAAAUUCGAAUGCACGAUGUGUCGAUGUCCGAACGGAAUCUGAAGAGGGACAAAACAAUAUUAAAUGCACAGAGCACAAAGAUAACAUGAACAGACCAGAUAAAUUGCAUACUUGGCGCAAGAGGACAAGGCAAGACAAUAUGGAUCAUGAGCAUACUAAGAUUUCUCGAAACAGACGCUACUCCAGUGACUCUAGUACAACCACUAAUUCAUCAGAAAACGAUAAAAGACAUGUAGAGUAUGAGACAGAUCCAGUUGUGCUAGCACGUAGACAAAAAGAAAUUGAUUAUGGAAAAAACACUAAUGGAUAUGACAGAUAUAUUAAGCUAGUUCCAAAAGAGAAACGUAUGCGAGAACAUCCAAGGACACCACCAAAAUAUAUAAAAUAUAGCAGAAGGGGUUGGGAUGGUAUGAUGAGGUUGUGGCGGAAGCAACUUCAUUCUUGGGAUCCUCCUCAGGAGAAUGACAAGGUUGACAAAUAG
Molecule: messenger RNA, 793 nt
Organism: Atta colombica
Lineage: Eukaryota; Metazoa; Arthropoda; Insecta; Hymenoptera; Formicidae
Gene: Slbp
Product: histone RNA hairpin-binding protein
Exons: 2
Coding region: 125-793 (222 amino acids)
Biological process (GO): mRNA transport; mRNA 3'-end processing by stem-loop binding and cleavage
Cellular component (GO): histone pre-mRNA 3'end processing complex; cytoplasm
Molecular function (GO): histone pre-mRNA stem-loop binding; mRNA binding
Source: RefSeq, a predicted model, not a curated record